This is a messenger RNA of Solea solea (common sole), 867 nucleotides long. RefSeq names its product coiled-coil domain containing 33 (gene ccdc33). Lineage: Eukaryota; Metazoa; Chordata; Actinopteri; Pleuronectiformes; Soleidae. The transcript is spliced from 7 exons. The record is from RefSeq and is a predicted model, not a curated record. Gene Ontology annotation, cellular component: peroxisome. Bases 1 to 867 code for a protein of 288 amino acids.
AUGCUCAAUUUCACCCUCGCGUCCCACGGGAGUCACAACCACACCAUUCAAGAUUGGAAUCCCCUGGAAUACCUCACACCCCCACACCCACCCCCCGUCCUCAUGCAGCUGGACCCUGCUCUCAUUCCCCAUUCAAUUGAGGUGGGAACUUAUCGUUCAGCCAUGAGUAAGAUGGCAGAAGACAUUAUAGCUCUAAGGACACAGGUGGUGACGUUGGAGGCAGAAAACAGCCAGCUCCGCAGUGACCUGUCUCUGCACCAGGACCUUGGCCGACAUCUGCUGGAUGACGCAGACAUUGCCGUCAUGACCAAGGCUGAGAUUGCUGACCGCAUAGCAUCCCUGAAAUUUAAGCUGGCCAGUGAGACCAGUAAGGUGGCCACACAAAGGGACAGGAUCCAACAGCUCCAGAACGAGCUAAUCAAGAAAAAUGACAGCGAGAAGGAGCUGCUAAAACUCAACCGAGUUCAGCAGCAGCAGAGGGGGAAUCCGCAGCACCAUCAGAGUCACAUGGCCAACAUGGCAACUUUAGAGGUCACCAUCAAACGGCAGGAAAAGGUUAUUGAGAAGAUGGAGAAGGCUUUAGAAAGUAAACUCAGAGAGAUGAAUAGACAAGGUAAGACUGACUGCAGAGGACAAGAGACAGAGUUGGCCCUGUUGGCCGAGAAUACGCGUCUCCGAGAAGAGGUGGACAGGAUUCACAGGCAGUCUUUACAUGCCGUUAUUCACGAGUCAGCACAGACAAAAGAGAUUAUUCCACUUAAGGAGAAACUGGCUUUACUAAAUAAACUUGAGAACGCUGAGGCAAGAGUCCAAACACUGGAAGCUCAGGUGAAAAAAAAAAUCGAUACUCAUUCACUGAAUUCUUAA